AAAAAGAAAGGAACGGAGAACUCGUUACCAAUUUAAAAUUACACGCUCUCUCCUCCUCUGUCAGAACUGUCAAUGGCUUCCGACGCCGCCAAACAACGGCGGCCACCUCCAUCAGCGCCGCCGCGAACCCUAGACGUCCGAAAAUAUGCCGAGUCACGAGCCACCGAGUUGGAUUCUCUCCACUCAAUCAUCUCCAAUCGUCUUAACAAUGACUUCCGUUCUCAGCGUAACAAGCGCCGCCGUACUACCGGAUUUGAUUUCAAGCGCCGGCGUAAAGGGAAGUCGUCAAAAUCCGGAGAUAAGGUGAAAGAAAAUGAAAUGGAGGAGAAGAAGGUGCCUCGAAGAGUUCGUAGGAGGAUUGAGCUGACGAAGAACAAUCUGGAAGUAGGGUUUAGUACCUCAGGAGAUGGGACAAAGAGGUUGAGAACUCAUGUUUGGCAUGCUAAGCGCUUCACAAUGGACAAAUUCUGGGGAUUUUAUCUUCCCCUUGGAUUGCAUGGAAGUGGAAAGGGGUCGAGGGCCCUUUUGAAGUGGUACAAACAAGGGGCUGUUGUGCACGAUGCGAGCUACUACAGUGCUGUUCAGUUGGAGGGUCCAGAGGACGCCUUGGUAUCAAUUCUAAGCAUAUUACUAGUUCCCUCCGCAAUAGAUCGUUCAGAAGAUAUAUGCAAAAGAUUGCUUUCUGGAGAAAUAUACGGACGUGCUAUGCUUCACCAUGCCAGGCAGGAUGGUUAUAAAGCAAUUUGUCCUGUGACCUUUAUGUGGCGGCCAUUCCAUCAGCAUGAUAAUGCUGACACCAAAGAAAGAGGAACUGAUGCAAAUAUGGAGAUUGAAUCAAGCUCUCACUUACGUCAGCUUUGGAUAUGGAUGCAUCCCUCAGCUUUUGGUGAAGGGCUUGAUUGUUUAAAGCUCGCUUGUCAAAAAAUGACGAAUGAGAGGGGUGUUGCGGUUAGUUGCACGUCCCUUGAUGGGCAGCUAGGAAUAUUAGAAGUCAUGGGACUGCGAGCAUUUCAGCUUCUUCAAAAGAUAUUGCAUCCUGUUAUUCUUGAUAAAGAUGGAUGUGAAAUCAAGCAGAAGAGCAACCUUGAAAAGGAAGAAUCCUUUUCUUCUGGUGCAGCUGUAUUACUUACAGUUGUUGAUCCACGUUCUUCAUUUCACGAAAGGUCUGCAGAAGUUUCAGAUGCGCAUUUAUCCAAUGACCUACGUGGCUCAAUGGAAGACAAAAGUGAAGAAAACUCUACAGAGAACCUGCUUAUGAAGAAAGAGGUAUUUUCUACCUUGCAGACAAAAUAUGACAGCAAUGCCUCUUUAUCUAACUGCAAGGACUUGUGGGAUGCCAGUAAUGGGGUCCAUCCACCUGUGGAAGAACAUAUACUCUGUUUGGAGAAGCAUCAAAAGUCUUUGGAUUUCUUUUGCCUAAAGGAUACAUCAAAGAAGUUUGUGUCUGCUGAGGGUCACUUCUCGAGAUUUUGUCCAAUUAUGUUACUGAGAAGAGCCGAUGAGGCAGGCCUGCUUAAUGGAUGGUCUAUUAUACUCCCUAUUUGUUGGGUUAAGGCUUUCUGGAUUCCUCUCAUUUCUGGUGGAGCUCAUGCCAUAGGUUUGAGAGAGAAACGUUGGAUUUCUUCUGAUGUAGGCUUGCCUAUUUUUCCGUCAGAUUUUCCAGACUGCAACGCAAACUCCUGUUCAUUGGAAAGAGAAGCAGCAGCUGCUGACAAAGCAUUGAUAAAUUGUCCUCCUGAAACAAGGCCCUUGAAAAUUCCUAUACAACUUCCUUGGAAUAGCAAGUGGUUUUCUUUCAACAGAGGAGGUAGAGAAGGUGAUGAAAUUGACUUUUCUAGUAGUAUCAGGGGUGAUAGAGAUCAUUCAGCUGAUAUAGAAAGAAAGCUUAAUGACACUAUGCUUGUUAAUAAUGGGAGUGAUUCUGAAGUAUUUGUGGCAAGGACAUCCGGAAUGCUGACUUCUUUCUUGGAAGAAAUAUCUGGUGACAAUUUACUAUUGUUCCCCAAAGGUCUAGACAAACCGAGUUUAUCACAUUUAAUGAUGAAAGAUGCCAAGAUUGGUGCCUCAAACCUGGCCACUUUGACGUGUGACAAAGAAAGAUUGUGUUACCUCAGAGUUGUCUUACAUGCUUUUAAGGAAGGUGUUUUCGAAGAGGGAUCAGUUGUUUGUGCGCCUCGUUUUUCAGAUGUAACAUUGUUGAACUCCAGGACAGAGAACAACGAGAGCCUCCAAGUGCCUCAUGCUUUUGUUGGCUCAUACUUCAAAGAGCUACCUUGCGGUAAGUGGGAAUUUCAGUUGCCCGAGGACCCUGCUGCUAGGGAAGCUUAUAGGCCACCGAUAGGCUUUGUCACCACCGGAUUUGUUCGAGGAAGCAAAAAGCCAGCAGCAGUGGCUUAUUGUGAAGCUGUGCUACUUGCUCGCCUUAGACAUGAACAAUGGAGUCGUGUGACCGCAAAGAAGAGGAGGAAGGAGAUAUUCGUCUUGGUCAGAAAUUUGAGGUCUACAGCAUAUAGACUUGCUCUUGCUACCAUUGUAUUAGAAAGACAAAACGAAGAUGUGGAGUCUCUAUGAGUCUAUAACAAGGUGUUAACCGCCAUGCAACUGCGUAUGGAGUUCCGGUCUUUCUGGUUUAGAGAAUUUCUGAGUUGUGUGAUGUAAUUUCAAUUUUGAAUGGGAAAUAGUCUCAUUAUUUAGAGAAAUGAUUUAUUAUUUCAAUUUUGAAUGGGAGAUAGUCUCAUUAUCUAGUGAUAUGAUUUAUUAUUUCCAUUUUGAAUGGGAAAUAGUCUCAUUAUCUAGUGAAAUGAUUUAUAAUUUCUAUUUUGAAUGGGAAAUAGUCUCAUUAUCUAGUGAAAUGAUUUCAUUAUUUCAAUUUUGAAUGGGAAAUAGUCUCACUAUCACCUUCUUGUUUC
Molecule: messenger RNA, 2909 nt
Organism: Spinacia oleracea (spinach)
Lineage: Eukaryota; Viridiplantae; Streptophyta; Magnoliopsida; Caryophyllales; Amaranthaceae
Product: ribonucleases P/MRP protein subunit POP1
Exons: 10
Coding region: 73-2571 (832 amino acids)
Biological process (GO): tRNA 5'-leader removal
Cellular component (GO): nucleolar ribonuclease P complex; ribonuclease MRP complex
Source: RefSeq, a predicted model, not a curated record